Brienomyrus brachyistius is the source of this 2378-nucleotide messenger RNA. RefSeq names its product cytochrome P450 7A1. Gene Ontology annotation, biological process: cholesterol homeostasis; bile acid biosynthetic process. Bases 59 to 1603 code for a protein of 514 amino acids. Lineage: Eukaryota; Metazoa; Chordata; Actinopteri; Osteoglossiformes; Mormyridae. The transcript is spliced from 6 exons. The record is from RefSeq and is a predicted model, not a curated record. Gene Ontology annotation, molecular function: steroid hydroxylase activity; iron ion binding; oxidoreductase activity, acting on paired donors, with incorporation or reduction of molecular oxygen.
AGCCCGCUAGGUUCAGUCAGAUCCCUGCGAUGGUGAACCGAGAAAGAAACACUUCACCAUGGCCGCCUUAAGCAUCCACAUCUUCAUACUCUUUUUGUGCAUCUUGUUGGUUUUGAAGCUCUGUGGAUUCAGGAAAAGGCAACAGGAUGAACCUCCGCUAAUGAACGGCUGGAUCCCCUUUCUUGGCGUUGCGCUGGAAUACGGGAAAAACCCCCUGGAAUUUUUGAGGUCGAUCCAGAGGGAAUACGGAGACAUUUUCACUUGUAAAAUAGCCGGGAAAUACUUCACCUUUGUGACGGAUCCUUUCUCCUAUAGCGCGGUGUUUCGCCAGGGAAGGAAUCUUGACUUCCAAAAGUUUGCAAUGGGAUUCUCCCAGAAGGUGUUCGGCCAUGCCGACUUCAACGCCCCCAUGUACAGUGGGAGCUACAGGGACAUCCACCCCAUUUUCCGACAAACGCUGCAAGGGCCUGUCCUCCAGCAGCUCAUCUCCACCAUGAUGGAGAACAUCCAGAUGGUGAUUCGCAGGGACGACAGCUUCAACUGGGUCACCGAGGGCCUGCAACGCUUCGUGGACCGGAUCAUGUUCGAGGCUGGGUACCUGACUCUCUUCGGCAAAGAGGAUGAGGCGUUGGUGACUGGCGGCGGUGGCUGUGGCGCCCCCCAGUGGCUGUCCAUGAGACAGGCCAUGGAGGACUUCCAUGCCUUUGACAAGGCCUUGCCCGAGAUGGUGGCCGGACUCCCCAUACACUUACACUUGAAGGCUUUUCGAGCCCGCGAGGCACUGGCCCAGAAGCUCCACCACCGACAUCUGAAGAGGAACAAGUGCUUAUCGGCUCUCAUCGAGAGGAGGAUUCAGGCUUUUGAUAAAAUGGAGGAGCUCGACGAGAAUGGCAAAGCCAAGACACACUUAUGCAUCCUGUGGGCUUCCCAAGCCAACACCUUACCUGCAACCUUCUGGAGCCUGUACUACAUGCUAAGGUCUCCAGAUGCCAUGAGGGCUGCUCAGGCUGAGGUGGACCGAGUGUUGAGGGAGUCCGGCCACACGCCAGAACACCUGGACAAACCGGUGGUCCUUUCUAAAGACCAGCUAGACAGCAUGUCUGUGCUGGGGAGCAUCAUAGAGGAAGCCCUCCGGCUCUCAAGUGCUUCCAUAAUGAUCCGCGUCGCCAACGAGAACUUCACCUUGACGCUUGAUUCCAGCAAGAUGGUUGCCAUCCGCAAAGGGGACCACAUUGCCAUGUUCCCACAGAUGAUGCACAUGGACCCAGAGAUCUACGAGAAUCCCACGGAAUUCAAGUUCGACAGAUUCCUGGAUGAGAAUGGGCAGAGGAAGACAGAUUUCUACAAGAACGGGAGGAAGCUGCGGCAUUUCCUCCUGCCCUUUGGGUCCGGGGUCAGUGAGUGCCCCGGUCGCUUCUUUGCCGUAAAUGAGAUCAAGCAGUUUCUCACGUUGACUCUCUGCUACUAUGACAUGGAGCUACAAGACCCUACAAUGCCUCCUUUGACCACAGACUGCACCAGGGCAGGUCUGGGCAUCUUGCCACCCAAGCAAGAUAUUUCCCUUAGAUACAGACUCAGACGAUGGGUCCCGACACAUCUGUAAGCUCCACGUUAGCUGGUGCACUUAUAUCAUCAACUGGUGAAGCCUUGCUAACUCGUAAUCGCUAACACAUUCAACUAAAAUUUACAUUUUGAACACCAUAAUGUGACUUAGCAACUGUGAAUUGGAAUUUCAGGUAGAGGUGUGGGAUUAUGUAAAUGUAUUUUUUGGGAUAGUCAUUUUUGGACGCCUGGAUUACUUUGCAACCUGUGAAGUCUCUUGAUGAGCCUCUGAGUCUGAUCAUUUCCCAGCAAAACAAGAGUGCAUUUGCAGGAAAAAUACUGAGGUGUUGUGCUACUGAAGUGACUCUUCAUAAGAAGUGGCUGAUUAUAUACUGGGGAUCCAUACAGGGGCGGGGCAACAUUGGAACUCACCACAGCUGACAGCUGAUUGGCCCUCAGAAUGCCAUCUCCCCUGUCAAUCAUCGAUUGAAAACAUAUCAUUGGCUAAUGAUAGCCUGUCUUUGAACGUCCCUAUAGUAGCAUUGGAGCACGAUGGGAAAACAGACAGCUACUUUGAGAGCGUGCUACACCAUUUCCCCAUUUUUAUUGUUUGAAUGUGUUUUAAGACGUUUUUACCAUGUCUGAAAGUGAUGGGGGAGACAACCUAAUAAAAUGUAUAAUAGGAUGCUAUUGUGCUUUCCGUUCCUUAGGGUACGGUAUAUUAAGCUUAAAUUUUUAAGCAGUGGCAUCUGAUUUAUCUCUGUGCCCAACAGGCUUUGAUAUUAGUCAUGUAAAGAACAAUGCAGUUUGUUAAUAAAUUUGUUCCUUGACUGGAA